AUGGCCCCUCAUAAUAAAUCAAAUCGAGUGAUAAGCGAAACUGAAAUUCAAAGUGAUAUAAGUGAUAUUAUAGAUAAAAAAGAUUUAAUAAAAAUCGAAAGUAUAGGAACUGAUUAUUCGUACAAACAUGAAAUUGUGUGGGAAUAUGCAAUUCCUAUUCUACUUCUACUUUUACACGUUUUGGCAGUAUGGGGAUUGUUUAUUUUAAUAAACGAAGGAAUCUCAUACAAAUUAGCCUUAUGGACUCUGUUCGUGUUUUUUUUCAGCGCCGAAGGGGUGACGGUCGGAUCUCACAGAUAUUUUACACACAGAUCCUUUAAAGCGACUCCACUGCUGCGAGCUAUUUUAAUAUUAUGCCACACCCAUGAACGAGUCUCUAAUUCGUUCAUGGCCACACCAUAUCAGGACAAAAAUCCCUAUACACUUGGUGUCGCGAUCAUCGUCUACACCAUCGUUACUCAGACACAGAUGCCGACCCUCACAAUUCGAAAAGAGGAUUCUUCUUUAGCCAAAUUGGUUGGU
This is a messenger RNA of Brenthis ino (lesser marbled fritillary), 522 nucleotides long. The record is from the annotation of a GenBank genome assembly. Lineage: Eukaryota; Metazoa; Arthropoda; Insecta; Lepidoptera; Nymphalidae.